Sarcophilus harrisii (Tasmanian devil) is the source of this 3482-nucleotide messenger RNA. It is a transcript of the gene WDR88, whose product is annotated as WD repeat domain 88. The record is from RefSeq and is a predicted model, not a curated record. NCBI's taxonomy places the organism in Eukaryota, Metazoa, Chordata, Mammalia, Dasyuromorphia, Dasyuridae. Gene Ontology annotation, molecular function: protein binding. The transcript is spliced from 7 exons. The annotation marks the transcript as partial.
UACUUUCCCACAAUCUGCAGUGCAAUAUUUAGUUGAUUCAGCCAUAGUAUUUGUGAUUUCUUUGAAAGUCUUAGUUUUAUUUCUCUGUUCCUCAUCUGUGCAGUUUUGGAGCUUGUUAUCAUUGAGCUUCAAUUUCUCUAUCAAGAUUUGUAGGUAUGCUCCAAUCUCUGUAAGCUUCUUAUGAAGAUUUUUAAUGUAAGGGCGAAUCAAAAAUUUGUGCCGUGUCAGGCAGCCCUCAAGGGAUCUGUUAGUACUUGGACCACUGGAGUCCCUAGACUCAAUGUUUAAAAUCAAUUCCAUGGAACCUUAAAGGAGCAGUUUUCCUUCAGAAACAAAUUUGAUAGUGUUGCUUCAGAAUAAAAACCAUAACUCCUUUGGAUAGGGAGCAAGACUGAAGGUCACAAUUAGGUAACCCUCAACAGAAAAGCAAAACCAGGGUAGACAUUAAGGUAAGAAGGAAGAAAACAGUGCUUUUUGUGUAGCAGAAAAAAAAAUCCUUAUCAAUGUCUUUUAUUUUUGAAAUCAAUGAAACACUUCAGUUUUAUGAUUUAAGGCUCUGAAAUAACUUUUAUACCACUUGCUUUUUAGGGGUAUAGUUAGAACUCAUUUCAUGUUUUAAAGUAACUCAUUUCAUGUUUUAAAGUUAACGCUUGUUGCUCAUUCCAAAUGAGUAUGGUAAUAGGUGGUUGGCCCCUAGCCAUUACUGCCUUUUUAUGAGUGUUUAUCUUUUUCUUCCUUAGCUGGGAGGUAAGGGGAUUCACCUAGCUCUUGGGCAAUAAAUGGUUUUUACAUCUUUGUUUAAAAUGGGCCAGAUUUGGCUAUCUUGCCUGUAGUUCACAAACCCUUCCUCAGAUCUAACUUCAUUAUCUUAUAGAAGUAGAAAUUGCCCUGGAGAAGGGAAGAAAUUUAAGCUGAUUAGUGACAGCUUGGAAACUCAGUCUAAAACCCAAAUCACUCUUUCAUUGAUUGUUCAGGUGUAGUUACCCGGCCAAGCCCUAGUUAGUGAGGAAAUAUAAAUAGCAAUUGUUUCUGUUUGGGCCCAAAAUCCUGAGGGGCCUCCCUCUCCUUCAUUGAUUUUUUUGGUUUUGGACUAGUUAAAAAAAAAAAAAAGCCAUUCUUUUGUCUCAUUUUUUACUUAGUCUUAAUCAUUGAUUAGGACUGCCUCAGUCAAAUUGAGACCUGUUAAAAGAUUUUUAGCUUAAAAAGGCCAUGGCUUCCCACUGCAUCAAGGAUCAUCCUGAUCUAUAUCUGGCCAUUGGAUCUAGAUGGCUCCGGAGGAGAAAGUGAGGCUUGUGAUUUUGUAGGUGACAUAAAUCCAAUUCACUUCCUUCCAUGUCAUGGCGUCACCGUUUUCUUUGAGAGCUAAGGACAAGCAAUGAACAAGUCUUGAGAUGGCAAGGAGCAAGCAUUUAUUAAGAAGAGUAUACUAUGUUGUCAGGUGCUGUGCCAAGUGUUUUACAAUAUGUCCUGCCUGUGAGGUAGGCACCAUUUUACAGAUAAGGAAACUGAGGCUGAAUGAAGGCUUAAGUUACUUUUACAGUGUCUGAAACUGCAUUUGAAUGGAAGAUUUUUUAUUGAAAAGCAAACCAUCGGAAAUAUUCCUUGACUCCAGAUCCAGCAUUCUAAUCACUUAUGGCUUCCUUGACGAAAGGCAAGAUGUAAAGAUAUGGUGUAAAGAGCUCUGGACUGGAGUCAGGAUUCCCUAGUGCAAGUGCCCAUUCCAACUCUCUAUAGUUUAAGAUUCUCUUCAUCUCUAAAUCUGAUCAUCCUUUCAGUAUAAGUCUGUUUGCCCAAGUCGGGAUGCUCAUACCCUCCCCAGCUCAAAGAGCUAUUAUGAGAAGUGAGUUGUAAAAUCUUGAAGGCCUUGGAAACUGAUUGGCAACUGGCCAGAUGAUACACGGAGAAAGUUAGGGUCAGAAAAGGUUGGAAUUCUACCCCUUCUACAAUUCACUUGGAGCACCCUGGGCCAGUGGAUUUGCCCCUGUGUGAGAUGGAAAGAUGAAGAACUUACAAGAUAAGUAUUAUAUGAACCCUGCCCCCUUUUUAUUUCCCUGUGUCCUGCAUAAUAUAUGCAGACAUUUACUUAACAGUAAUCAAUGACAUCAAUAUUUGACAUUUAUCAAUAUUUAGUCUAUUAGCUUGACCAUUGUGGGCUUGGAUUAUCUAAAGCCUGAAGGCCUAAGUUUUGGUUUCCUAGAAAUCAGGCGAUUUCGGGGAAACUGAAACCUUCCAUUCAAUCUUCUCUGGUAGCAACAACCAAUUAGAUGGCCUCAGGACUCUCAAUGCUCUCUAACUUGUGAUGUAAUGGCUUGUAACAAAAUCUAUAAAAGUUGUGUGUAUUCACUGAUUGUUUGGCUCUCUUGCUAUGAGGACUUUCACUUCCCUUUCUCCCCCCCCCUCCAGGGCUGCACUAACCUUUUUCCGCUCAUGGCUGGACUUCCUGCUGGACUGGCCCGCUUCUCAUGAGAUUCUAUAAUAAAUAUUUUUCUGCUUUCUACUCUGAGUAGUCAUUUUGGGUAAGGGUCCUUUACGUCCCACACACCCCUUUGAACCUUAUUUAUAAAGUGAAGGGGUUGGACUUGAGAUUCCUUCUCUUAGUUCACCUUUUCCGAGGUUCCCUAGCCACUGGGGCCAGAGGUGAUGUAGAAGAGCUGGAGAGAUCUAGUCAGAAUGUUUGCCAUCCCAAAGGCUUCAACACACCUCGUGGCUCUCCCCACCCCCCACGGUAGUAGAUGGCCACGCUCUGACCCCCAUAGGCCCCCAUAGUAGCUGUUGUCAUGGAAGAAGACUCAGAGAAUAAGAAAUUCAGCGGAAGAGAGAGUCCCAGCGACCCCUUGGCUCUGAGGGAUCCCAAUGAGCCAAGAGCAGGGCCUUCGAGGCCGGAGCACUUGCGAUGGGGCGACCAGGAGAGGCAGUCCAAGAUUCCCUUUAAGAUGUUGAAAGGACAUAAUCAAACCGUGAGCUCCUGUCACUUCUGCUUUGAGGACACUAAGAUUCUCUCUAGUUCCUACGACAAAAGUGUGAAAAUUUGGGAUGCUGUCACAGGAAUUAAUAUUCGUAGUUUUGAAAACUGUCAUAUGGGUCCUAUUUCAGAAUGCAGCCUGACAGCAGAUAGCACGAGAUUUGUUACAUCAUCCUAUGACAAAACAAUAAAGCUUUGGGAUAUGGAAAGUGGACAAGUUCUGUGGUCUUUCCACCAUGACAGUAUUAUACUUUCAUGUAAAAUUUCUUUUGAUGGUAAAUAUGUGAUCUGUGGUUUGGAUGUAGAAAAUGCACUCUGCGUCAUUGAUGCACAAAAUGGGAACGUCAUCACAUAUGUCAGAGAUCACCAUGAAAAACCAAUAACUACUUGCUGUUUUAAUCCUGACAGCCUGCGAAUAGCUUCAGGAUCAUCUAAUCUUGACGUGAAGAUUUGGGAUAUAUCAGCUAAAGCUACACUUCUAACAAUUCAUAAAAUUUCAAGUUUAAUGCUCAGAAAGUUA